Messenger RNA from Alosa sapidissima (American shad), 7314 nucleotides. RefSeq lists its product as uncharacterized. The transcript has 21 exons. Gene Ontology annotation, cellular component: cytoplasm. The coding region runs from base 1482 to 5504 and encodes 1340 amino acids. Lineage: Eukaryota; Metazoa; Chordata; Actinopteri; Clupeiformes; Clupeidae. The record is from RefSeq and is a predicted model, not a curated record.
GUCCUCCCUACACUGUGUUCGCUGUGCUGUCACCUAUGAAAGGUAUGUGCCAAUGCUCCUUUUUCACUGCAAACAUGUUAUUUUAGCCAGCUGUUUUUAAAGUGCAACUGUUUGACAACAGGUAUUUGGCUGUGUACCAGACGCUUCCGGGUAGUGUUUUGUUGAUCUACCGAAGGUAUUUACAAGCACUACACCGUAGAUGAUUGAACUGUAUGGUCCUUUUGUAAAUGCCUUCACGCACAUUCACAGCAUUGUCUUUAACGUAGGUCUUGACUGAAAAGACGCCGUGUACGCGCAGGUUGCACUUUCUAUUGGGAGAUGCGUUAAGGUAACAUUGGCUGUAUAUCUCAGUAAGGUUUGCCAUGUAAUAUAUGUGUGUGUGCAUGUGUACAUAUGUAUGUUUAUAUGCAUGUUUACAGUAACUGGAUCUACUAUAAUGUGUCAUGUUUCGCUGUAAGUCCUUGUGAUUUAACUAGCCAAUAACCUUUUAUUAUGUUGUAUGUGAGCGAUGCUUGUGUGUGAUUUUAUGUAGGUUUGCGUACUGGAGAGAUACCAGGGAGUCCCAUUUCCAUUCAUGUUGAGUGCUGUAUUCCUAGAGGUAAAAGGAAACCGUGUUGUAUUGUAUCUGUAUUGGUUUAGGCUGUAUUUACCAUAAACAAUGGAUUUUAACUGUGUUUGUUUACUCCUUUAGAAAGAUUGCCACUGCUGCUUUGCCUCCUGUAGAUUUAAGUAAUUGUAGCUCUUGCCUCAUUUUGUUUUCUUUAUUUUGUUUUGUUUGUCCGAUUGAUUUGGCCUAAACAUAGGCGUGGCUGGUUUCAUUUAUUUGCCCUCCGUCGUGGUGUGUCGGCAACAGGUGUGGUAUUGGCUGCCCCAGUAUUUUGCUGCGGUAAUGUGUGAUGGUAGUAAUGCUAACAUCUAGCUUUCUUGACCCAGCCAGUUAUUGCCAAUAGCAACCAUAUCUUCCCUUCUCCCCUCCAGAGAAACAGAGUGUUGCAGCUGUUCCGCGGGGCAGGUCGCCGGAUCUGAGUCCUCCUCUUCGUGUACUUCACACAGUAUUUGUAGUGGUAACGUGCACCUCACUAUUUGCAGUGAUCACUCUUUGUAGUACCUGUGCCUAUGCGAGCGUGUGUGUGUGUCUGUGAAUAGGCAACAGAAUCCGCAGCACGGGUGGUGUGUCGGUCUCACUCCUCUUCCAGGACAGUGCUGCCCUGAGUCGCUAGGGAGGGUCCUGGAGAGGGCCCUGUGUUGGAGAGUAAAAAACACCUGGUUGUGCACGAGUCGGUGUCAGUGCUCCAGUCUCCAGAUGAGGCGCUGCUCACGGUGUACGAGGGUCAUCUUUCUCUCCUUUUUAUGAGGCUGGUCUCCACUCAGGAUGAGUGUCAUGUUUUGAGGUGGUGGGGCCAGAUGGUCCUGUAGUUGGUGUGGUUGGUGAAGACCUGAUCCUGCCCUGUUCCCUCAAGCCCACCACCAGCGCAGUGGACAUGGAAGUGGUGUGGCUGAUUGGGGGUGACAUAGUGCAUCAUUACAAACAUCACAAGGACUGGACAGAUCACAAGAUCCCAGCCUACAGAGGGAGGACGAGUCUGUUCAGAGAAGAACUGCAUAGAGGAAACCUCUCACUGAAGCUCAGAGCACUCAGACUCUCAGACGCAAACACAUACCGUUGUUACAUCGCAGAUCAGACUGGGACUUAUGAGGCGCCAGUGGAACUCGUUGUUGAAGCUGCAGGCUCCACUCCCCUCAUCUCCACAGUAAGCUGGGGGAACGGUAGCGUGCGUCUGGACUGUGAAUCUACAGGCUGGUCCGCUGAGCCCCAGGUGGUUUGGCUGACCUGUGAAGGCCGGACUCUCCCAGCUGAACCCACUAUGCAGAGAUUUCCUGAGGGCCUUAAAGUGAAGAGUGCAGUCACUGUGAGGGAGGGUGAGGGCAGCAGGUUUCUCUGCAGAGUGACAAGCCCAAGACAGACCAGAGAAAUGGAGGUAGAGGUCUCACGGCUGCUUUUUGCUUGCUCCAGGCAUCACUGGGCACUUACUGCACCUAUCCUGCUGUUCUUAUCUGUGUGUUGGAUCUUGUUUUACCACUAUGGAGGCAUCCAUCUGUACAAACAGUGGGUUAUCUCCAAGUUUUCAUGGGCACAUGACUAUAGCCCCCUGACUGGUAAAGAUUCCAAGAUCUACACAGAUCCCCUCAUUAUCCGAAGACCCAGAGGAACAGACCGGGGCACUGUCAGCAUUAAGGACUACAACAACAUCACUCUGGACCAGCUGUUCAGUCCUGACCCUGGUCAGUCACCUCCCAGUGUAGUCAUCCUCCAGGGACACUCUGGAUAUAGCAAGUCCACCACUGCACGGAAGAUCAUCUGCGACUGGGCAUCUAGGAAGCGGUACGCUAAGGAGUUUAAACUGGUGGUUCUCCUGACGUGUAAAGAGCUGAACAUGGAAGCACAGGGAGAGUGGAGGAGUUUGUUGGAACUGAUCACUCUGAGCAGUCGUUGGAGUUUCAGACAUGUCAUUGAGGGUGUUCUAAAGGAUGCGCCACACAAGGUGCUGUUUAUCAUCGAUGGGUUUGAUGAGCUGAGGCUGUCAGCAGAACAGCCCAGCUCCCAUCUACCCAGCCAGCCGUUCAGCAGAGCGCCCCCUGCAGACAUUCUCUAUGCACUGCUGGGAGGACGCAUCCUGCCUGAGUCCUUCCUGUUGGUGACCACCAAUCACAAAGCUUCAAAGAAGCUGAGCAAGCUGCUAAAUCAACGAGAACAGCGCUUCACGGAGAUCCAGGGCUUCUCUGAGAGAAUGGUGAAGGAAUACUUCCAUGUGUUCUUUGAGAACAAAGAGAGAGCUAAAGAAGCGCAUCAGUAUGUGUGUGAAAACAACUUCCUGUUCUCCUCCUGUUCCAUCCCUAUGAGAUGCUGGAUGAUCUGCUCAAUACUUAGGGAGAGUCCUGAGGUGAAACAAAUGGAACUGGAAAAUAGGACCCUCAUAUUUUUGCUGUUUGUACUUAUUGUUCUGAAGAACACCAGUAUGGCUAAAAGUGAGGCCCCAAAGAUGUUGGCGAAACUGGCAAAAGAAAGAACAUGUAAAAAGGAAUUCUUGUUUGAGAAGGAGAGUGUAUCUGGUCUUGACAAAAUCUCUCUCCUUCAGGGAAGCAGUGCCAGACAGUACUGUUUUGUGCAUCAGACCAUUCAGGAGUUCUUCUCAGCUCUAUACUUCAUCACCUUAGAAAGCACUAAGAUGGAGAUUGAAGUGAAGACGCUGUUGGACUCAGUAAAGGGACCCUCUGCAGAUACAAACAUCCAUCUUUGGCCUGUCAUUCGCUUCCUUUUUGGAUUCUCAAAUCCAAAUGUGUGGAAAAAGUCAGUUUCACUCUUAGCUUCCCACAACAGUUCAUCCUCAUCAGGCAACACACCAUCUCCAACAUUGCUACAAGAUCUACUAAAAGAAUGGAUUUUGGAAGAGGCUGACAAAUUUAUUUUGAAAGCUGUGAGCUUCUUUCUCCACUGUCUUUAUGAGCUUCAUGACGAUGCGUUUGUGAAGAAGGUCAUGGAGAAAUGGAGGAAGGUUGACUUUGCCUCUGUGGUUCUAAAGAAGAUAGACUGCUCGGUACUGCGCUACUGUCUGCAGUGCAGGCCUGCCAUAGCACGCCUGAAUCUCAGCAACUGCAACCUGACUGCAGAGAAGCUGAAGCUGCUUGCGCCUGCACUGUCACAACUGACAUGCGAGGAACUGUGGCUGGAUGUGGAGGACCUAUCAGAUGAUGAUGUUGAUUAUCUGGUAUCAGCUCUGGGGGCAGGAAGGAUCCUGAGGAGACUGAGAGUGGAAAACAGCCAGUUUUCAGAUCAGAUUAUACAUAAUGUCCUCCGAGCUCUAGAACAACAGAAGUCUGUGGGUUCAGUCAGUCUGUCUGUGAAGACAGUCAGCUUUGACACAGCAGAAGUGCUGCUAAACCAUCUACACAAGGCCUAUGUCACAGGCAUCAUGAGUGUUACGUUGACUGGGAUGUUGCAGCAGGAUGAACAUGGAAACCAUCUUUGUUCAUCUCUCUGUGUGGAAAAAGACCAGCACAGUUUCACUGUGAGUGUUGAACACGACAGCAGCGCUCCUGCUGUGUCUCAUCUCUCCGCCACUCUGCACACCUGUGAGAAGAUGGCCGACUGGACACUCCUCCUCCAGUCCUUCCAGCAGCUGAGAGGGAAAAAGAGCGAGCCAGAGCUGGAGGAGGAUGUGGAGAAGUUGCUGUCCUCCUUGCGCUCCCUUCCUGGACUGAAGAAGGGGUACCUAAAAUCCAGAGUCCAGAUAAGCAAGUGGGCCUCUAAGGUCUUCUCCCUCAUCCACGACUGUGCCAUUCUACAGGAAAUGGAUGUGACGGUGAAGGAACAGCCAGAACAUGGAGACACUCUCUGCUCAUUUCUCUCCUUGAGGAAACACCAGCAUAGCACACUCAAGCUGGACCCAUUAAUCAGGCUUACUGUGGGACAGCAUACCGUAACAAUGUCCUCCUCACAGACAUCCCCAGAUUUUUCUCUGAAGCACCGUUGUUGGGGGAGACCUCAUCUCACUUCCUCUCCUUUAACUCAGGAGAACAGGCUGAGUCCUCUGUCUCUUGUCUCUCUCACCUUCCCCACCACAGACGUCCCCUUAAGGGAUUGGGUGGAUUUCCUGAAGAUUUUUAACAAGUUGAGCAGGAAUAGGAGUGCUGAUGUGGAGAACGAUGCUGACACUUUGUUCUCCACCUUGCACUCUGUGCAUGGCCUAAGGGAGGUGGAACUAAUGGUGGGCAGCCUGACAGAGAACUGGGCUCAGCGGGUCCUCUCUUUUAUCAGGGAACAGCCCAGGGACAAGGAGAUUAGUGUUCAUGUGCUGAAAGAGUGGGACAGUCGUGAGAAGAGUCUCUGCUCAUCUCUCUUUGUGAGAAAAACAACCAGCAACUUCAGGUUGGUAGCUGAGCAUCUGAGCUCGGGGAGUUCCUGUGCAGAUGUCGCGGCUCCUGCUCUCUCAUACGUCUCAGUCCUCACAGACACAGACACGGCAGACAUGGACUGGGUCGGAUACCUCAAAACGUUUCACGAACAUGAAAUAGAAAGUCUGUAUGUGUACGAGUGUGUGGAUCCUCUCCUGUCUUCUCUGUGCGCUCUGUCUGGCCUGAGGGAGGUGGAGUUGAGGGUGAGCUGCCUGACUGAGAUCUGGGUCUGGAACAUCCUGUCUCUCAUCCAGAACUGCCCCAGCCUACAGGAAGUGAGGCUAUCCGCAGGUCGUUUUGUAGUGAGUGAUGGUCAAUCUGACUGGACUGACUGUGGUCCUUUACUGCUUGAGGAGAUCACUCAUCUACAGGAGACUCCUAAACGCCCAAACUGCACCAUCACUCUCACAGGGAUCAAAAGGAGGACCGUUGAAGUGUCCAGUCACUUCAAAGAGGGGAGACUGCAAUGCAACAGCCCAGUGAGGAUCACCAUCAGGGGAGAGACAUCUACUGAGGAGCUCCUAGCACACGCCGGAGAAGGAAAAAAUUGACAGAUACACUGCCAAAACUGCUUAUCUAAAGUCUAACCAAGUGUUAUUAAUCUUAUAUCAAGAUCAAAAAAAUGUUUGCUUUCAGUGUAAGAGACCCUUAAAAUCUUGUAAAGUCAUUUGAACUGUUUUAAUAAAAUUUUGACUUAUUUUAAGACGUUUCAUUAUGAAAAGAAGCAAAUUUGGCUGACAGCGUGUUGAGAAAAUUUGAGAAAAAAACGAUCUUUUGAGAGAGUGCUAGGUAAGUCUAUUUAGGCUUUAUCUUAAUAUGAGAUUAAUAACACUCUGUCUCAAUUGGAGUCUGUCAGUAUAAGCAGUGCGCUGUCUGAACUUGUAUAGUGCAUGAUAACAGUGUGAGGCGGCACUUCACGGAAAUGACAAUUGCAACAUUUAAAAAUAACGUUACUGGUGUCUUCUAUUCUAAAGUGACAUGGUCGUACAUUGUAAAAACAUGAACAGUUUAUGUUAUAACUUGCUUGUACGUCUGUAAAGCCAGCAGCCAGACCAACGGAUACCCUGCGUUUGCUGAAUUACUGAAGCUAAGCAAGUGUGAGUUUGGUUAGUACUUGGGUUGGAGACCUCCUUUAAAAGCCAGGUUGCUGCUGGAAGUGGUGUUGGUGGGUUGAUAGUAGAUGGCACUUCUAUCUGGCCAAAAGCAGGAUAUGCUGUCCUUCGGAUGAGUAUACACAGAUUAUACACAGAUUAUUUGUAAUGAACUUCAACAGCACAUGAGAAAUGAGAACCUACACACACACACAGCAUGAGAACCUGUACUUGUCUAAAGAACUGUACUUGUCUAACAAAACAAAUUUCUUCUUUACAAUCUAACCCCUUAAAUGUAUCAGGGUAACUGUAUUCUGAAUACCACCCAUUUCAAUUGUAACUGCAAUUAAAUACAGUUACUCAUAUUUUGUAUUUUAAAUACGUAAUCCAGAAUACAUGUAUUCGUUUACUUCCCAACAGUGGCCAGGUGGUGCUACACAUUGCUGGUGGUUAGUGAGGUUCCUCCCUUCUCUGUGAAGCGCUUUGGGUGUCUUGUAAAGUGCUAGAAUGCAAUGUGUUCAUUCAUUUGUUCACUGCUGCUGCUCCAGCUUGCUCACCCACGAUUAUCAUGAGUUGGAAAAUGGUCCCUCCCCUUUCUCUAUUUAGCCAAGAUGGCGACCAUUGAGGACGAAAAGUGUCCAUCGUUCCACACUCAACUUUUUGACCGUUAUGAGUGCACCAUCUGGGUACCUGCAGUGCACUUUGUGUCAUCGUAUUUCUCAGUCCACCACCCUCCUCCCCUGGCCCUUAUAUAGGACACGGAGCUGAGACUCUGGUGGACUGGCUCAGGAGCAGAGCUAUGAUUCUGGUGGACUGGCUCAGGAGCAGAGCUAUGACUCUGGUGGACUGACUCAGGAGCAGAGCUAUGACUCUGGUGGACUGACUCUCGUUUGAGAACAGAAUCUCACAGCCAUAACAGGAGUACAUGCACAGUAAAUAAGUUUCUACUGCAUAUUUUGUUAAUAUUGUGCAAAUGUGUCUAAUCUGAUGCAUCUGUGGCCAAUCAUACACCACCUUGAUGCAUCGCUGCUCUGAUGGCUAAUUCAAAGGGUUAAUUACUUAAAACCUAACCAAAUUUGAAAAUAUUUUUAAUUGAAUUUUAAUUUCAGUUUCUCUGGAAAUCCCUUAGCAUGGUGAAUCAUUGUAUCAUUGCCCUUUUAGCAAUAAAAAGAACGCUGUAUCCUCUUUAAAAAAUAUGCAUAAGGCAGCUUGUUUACUCCUUUGUUUGUGCUCAGCAAUGGCUUGAUGAAUAAAUGUGUAUCUGAAGCUA